This is a messenger RNA of Zygotorulaspora mrakii, 1638 nucleotides long. RefSeq names its product Mic60p (gene MIC60). Lineage: Eukaryota; Fungi; Ascomycota; Saccharomycetes; Saccharomycetales; Saccharomycetaceae. The transcript has a single exon. The coding region runs from base 1 to 1638 and encodes 545 amino acids. The record is from RefSeq and is a predicted model, not a curated record. Gene Ontology annotation, biological process: cristae formation. Gene Ontology annotation, cellular component: MICOS complex.
AUGUUCAGAUCCUCUAAUUCGUUGUUGAAACUUGCGUUGACAAGGAGGACAUUGGCAACAGGCAAUGUCGUAAAAUCUAGUGGUAAACCGGGAGCGACAGCAGGUCUGACGAAAACAAGCCCUGUACGCAGGAUUCUGCUUCGCGUUUCUCUUGCGGUUUCUCUGUUCUAUGCAGGUGGAAUUGCUCUUUCUGAGUACAAUGAUAGUUUUGGAGAUUUAUUCGUUGAUAACGUGCCAUUUGCAGAGAAUUUAGUUGAUUUGGUGGAAUCAUAUCGUUAUUUCGUUUCACCUCCGCUGACUCUGGAAGAGCUGAGAUCCAAAUUUGGGGCUGUUCUAGGGGAAAAAGUGCUUUCGGUUCCUCAAGAAGGUGUCAAGGCUGGGUCUGUGGAUAAAAAGUCUAUGGUAUUACAGAUGUCUGACAAUGCAAAUGAUCCUCUAGAAACAAUUACUCAGAGUAAAGAUGCAACUUUGCUGAAAUUGGGUCCCAUCACAGCUAUGAUGGACUCCAACACACCUGAAGCUACUGAGUUUAAUUGUAUUAUAAAUAGCCUGAACGAGACAGUUUCAAGAAUCAAUAAUCAUACCGUAACGCUUUCGAAGUCUCAAUACGGCGAUAUACUGGAAGCAUACCAAAAGCUUACGUCAUCUGUUUGUUUGUUUGAAAAAGACUUUCAAGCCAUUAUAAAUGAUGAAAUGAGUUCAAGAACGCAACAAAUUCUUAAGGAGACAAAUGAUAAAUACAAAUUGAAGUUAAAGGAAGAAGAAAACGCCCUUACUGAGAAGUUUCUUCAAGAGCUCCAUGAAUUCAAGAACAAUUUAGAAGAGCGCUCUUCAAAACAAUUACAAGAAGAUUUGAAGGCAAAUGAACAGACUUUGCUUGCCAAACAUGCGAACGAAGUUGCUUUGUUAUCUAUUACUCAAGUAGAAGAGUUCAACAAAAUACUGAAGGAAAAGUUGGAUACUGAAAGAGAUGGAAGAUUGGCACAUCUGAAAGAAUUAGACUCAAGCGUUGGCGAUUUAGGUCAAUCAGUGGAAAAAUUGAAUCAUCUUCUAAUGAAAAGAGAAGCUAUUACUCAAAUAACUUUAACAUUGAAUGAAAUUAAAUCAAAAUUGAACUCUUCGAGUGAACGAAGUUUGAAUUUGACAAAAGAAAUACAAAGAUUGAAAACUCUGUCGGACAUUAUACCAGAUAAACCUAAACCCUGCUGCAAAUCUAAGGAUUCGUAUCCAUCAUUACUUGACAUUGCAAUUUCAGAAUUGAGCGAUCUUACUAAAGAAAAAGAAAUCCUAUCCAAUGAACAAUUGUAUAGCAGAUGGAACCUAUUGGAGAGCGAUUUCAAAACUGCAUCAUUAUUACCACCGAACGCUGGUAUUCUAGGUCACACGUUUGCUAAAAUUUGUUCCUUUUUCAUCUUUACUAAAAAAGGUUCUUCGCCAAGUAGUAACGAUUUCGAUAGCGUCUUUGCAAGAGUAAAUGAGAAUUUGAGACUCGCAAAACUUGACAAGGCUGUUGAAGAAGUUGUUUCUUUAAAAGGUUGGCCACACAUUCUCGGUAAAAAUUGGAUUGCCGAUGCAAGAAGGAAAAUCGAGGUCGAAUCUUUAGUCAACGUGCUAGAAUGUGAGGUAAGAACUCUUUAA